AUUAAUUAUAGGCGUGAAAAAAUAACUCAGGAAAAAAAUCUUCAACAAAAGUUUUCGAACGGAUAUCAAUACGAUUGAUUUUUCUCAAGUUCGCGAUCGUAAAAUUUAAUGAAAAUCUAUGAAAUAAAUGUGAAUUUGAAACGAAAAAUAAUUACACCAUCAUGUCGGAGACCAGUGAAAGCGACCAGCACGAGAAGGACAUGCUGAGCAUGUUCGCCAGUGUUUGGGUGAAGGUGGAAGUCGGGGAGACUGAGGACAACUUGCCUGAGUUCGUGGAUGCGGAUCAUGUUGAAGAACCGAUCCCAAAGAAGAAGAAGAAAACACCUCGACCGACCCAGGAAUUAAAAUGUACAUUCUGUGAUUACACGACCGUCUACAAGAACUGCUUGAAGCUCCAUAUAAUGGGGCACAGCAACACUAAACCGUAUUCCUGCGAUAACUGCAACUACACUACCAAGUACCCAACCUCGUUACAUCGGCAUAUGAUAAUACAACAUGACUUUAAAGUCACCGAUCACCUCCAAAUGCAAGUCUACCAGUGUGAAAUGUGCUCCUAUUCAUCAUAUUUCAAGUGGAACUUGAAAGCUCAUACGAGGAAACACACCGCUGAGAAACAGUACAAAUGUGAGCAGUGCAACUAUGCCACUGCGUACCGACAUAAUUUUAAUAAACAUCAUAAGGUUCAUAAUAAGGAAGAAAUGAUGUAUAAAUGUGAUAAGUGUCCGUUUGUGACUAAGUACGAAGGACAUAUUGCCAGGCAUUUGGCCAAAAUACACAAUGAAGUGUCCGAUAAGGCUAGGAAGUGUGAUAUGUGUGAUUUCUCAACGAAAGUCCAGUGGAGAUUGAACGUACACAAGCGAAGAAGCAAACAGAACGGUGUGUUGAAAUGUACCUUCUGUGAUUUUGAAACUUCUUACAUGUGUGAGUCUAAAAAGCAUAAAGCCAUGCAUUUUGAUGAUGCACAUGAAAUUAAGUUGAACGAAUCAAGCGGAGAGAUUACCGUUGGAUCCGGAGUAGUAACGAUUCCUUUACCCGAUGAGAAUGGAACCGUACAUGAGAAGUUUCAUAAUUAUACUCUUGAUCCUAACUGUGAGAUUGAUUGGCAUAACAUUAAAGUGUUAGAAUCUAAUUCUAAAGAUCGUCCGUUCCAAUGUAUCAUGUGUAGCUAUACAUCAAGAUUUAAGGCUUCCGUACAAAGGCACUUUCAACGACACCACACUGGUAGCUUACACCGUCCAUAUAAAUGUGUCAACUGUGAUUUUUCAACUAAAACUAAAGAUCAGAUCGCUUUACAUAACAAAAGAAGUCAAUCCGAUACAGAGUUGAAAUGUCCGGAGUGUAAUUAUGUCACUUUCUUCAAAUGUCAGUUUGCAACGCAUCAGAAAUGUCAUUAUGCACACAAGUGUCCGGACUGCAGUUUUACUUGUAAGCAGAAGUAUGAUUUUCAGAGGCACGUGGCCACUGCUCAUACGGGACAAACGUUGCAGUGUAGAUUUUGUGACUAUAAAGCGGUAAGGAAAGAGAGUUUGUUAUGUCAUGAAACCAUACAUACGGGGCAGAAGCCUUUUAAGUGCAAAUUUUGUAAAUAUACCACCGUUCGUAAAUCUCUGCUUGACAAUCAUUUGAAAAGGCGACAUAGUGAUGUUUUAAGGGAACGGGUGAUUGUGAAUGAUAGUAAGAUUGAGUCUCUAAAGGUUCCUAUAGAAAAGGCUCAAGUCAUUGAGGGUAUGAAAGAGCAGCGUAUGUCUAGGGAAAUGGAAGAUAUGACAGAUGAACAGAGUAGCAAAGAUUAUGAUGAACAGUCCAUGUAGAUUUUUGUAGCAGUGUAUGUAAUGUGGCUGAUUUUUACCCUCUAAAGGGGGUGAUUUUAAGCUGUUAAACUUGGUUGAAUGUCUUUUCGCGGCUCGACCGGAGUGAUACCACGGCCUCACAAAAAAUCGACGUGAAACAACGCUUGCCUUGUGUUUCGUUGUGUGAGUGAGGUUACCGGAAGCCCAAUCCCCUAUACUAUACUAAAUUCCCAACCCCCAAUAGACCGGCAACGCACUUGUAACGCCUCUGGUGUUUCAAGUGUCCAUAGACGGCGGCAAUUGCUUACCAUCAGGUGAUCCGUCAGCUUGUUUGCCGGCUUAUUUCAUAAAAAACAAUCCAGAGCCGGUAAUCUAAAUGAUUACGACAGAAAUCGGUUGCUAAGCCAUUUUUAAUCUUAUAACAAAGGCAUAUAUGAUUGAAAAUUCAUAAAAGAUGCUCACUGCUUAUAUCCCAAGCUACUUUUGGGUGGCCCUGCAAUAACGUCUUCCAUAUAUCUAAAAUUACUAUUUUUAACCUGGAAUCUGAAGAAUUCGCCAGUAUUUCACAUCCUCGUACCUCGAAAAGUCAUCCAUUGUCCAUGGGUGACACUGAUUGCUUACCAUCAGGUGAUCCGUCUGCUCGUUUACCGGCUUAUACCAUAAAAGGAAAGGGUCUCUGACUCUUUCUAAAUAAUCAGCACGGAGUUCGGUAUAUGGCAAUAGACUCACCCCCUAUUACUUUUUUUCAGAGGGGAAAAUCAUCCAAUGUCUUCUCUCGCCUUGGGCGAGGCGAGAGGGAGUGUCAGACUCUUACUGACUAAACACCACCCCGUUCCUACUCCUGCUUUUCGAGCCGAAGCCCCGGUAAACCCGCUAGGUAGUCCACAGCUCCGGAACUCCCUAUUACAUGGGACUCAUUAUAUUAAUGGUGAAAAGUGGGUGUUAGAUUGUAUAUCACAUACCUUGUAAUAUAUUGGCACAUUUACGGUUUUCGUAGUUUACCUGACUUGUUUAGUUUUUUGCUUACUGACCAAUGAACCGUUGUUUUACGUGCGUGAGGGGGAAACUACAAUAAUGGUAUAAUGACACUUACGACCUCUCUCGAUGAAUAUGGAAAUAAAUAGAUUAAUAUGCACUUUUAAACACGUAAACCAUAUAAAGUCAAUUUCGUAUUUUUUGCAGAUGUGCCAAUAUAUUACUAGGUGAGCGAUAUGUGAACCCGUCUACCGAAUCAUGCAAUAAUAGACUUUAUUUCUUAGUCAAAUUGGAUUGAAAUUGAUUAAUAUUUUGAUUAGAAAUUCUUAUAAAAAAAUGUACCUAUAUCAUAGAUUUUUUUGAGUUACGAAAGAGAUUUAUUAUUUUGUUUAUGUAAGAAUACUAUGUACAUAUUAAUGUUAAGAAAUAAAUGUUCUUGCUUUUACUAAA
Molecule: messenger RNA, 3215 nt
Organism: Spodoptera frugiperda (fall armyworm)
Lineage: Eukaryota; Metazoa; Arthropoda; Insecta; Lepidoptera; Noctuidae
Product: gastrula zinc finger protein xFG20-1-like
Exons: 3
Coding region: 162-1811 (549 amino acids)
Biological process (GO): regulation of transcription by RNA polymerase II
Molecular function (GO): RNA polymerase II transcription regulatory region sequence-specific DNA binding; DNA-binding transcription factor activity, RNA polymerase II-specific
Source: RefSeq, a predicted model, not a curated record